GACUGGCUUGCUGUGAAUUUGAUUAGAUCCACAAUCUGACGCAACACUGAACAGCUUGCGACCCCGUGCGAAUUAGAUUACCGACACGAUGAAGUUCAAUACUGUCGCCCUCACCCUGGCUACCGCCGGUACCCUGGUGUCCGCUCAGCACCACCACCAGCACCGCCAUCACCACAAGCGCUCCCCCGACGCCGAGGUCGUCACGGUGCCCGGUCCUACCGUCACCACCUUCGUUCUCGACGGCAAGGUCAUUACCUAUGAGGAGGCCUGCGCUGGUAUCCGCAAGGGAACUUUGAAGUUCUCUGGCAACGUGCCUGCGGAUGUUUGCCAGUCCUCUUCUUCUACUGUGGCUUCGAGCACCACCAGCCCGACUCCCACGGCUUCCGUCCAGGCUGCUGCUGAGUUCAUCGAGGUCGCCGUCCAGCACUCGUCGAGCUCCAGCUCCAGCUCCAGCAGCACCAAGACCAGCAGCUCGUACGCCGCGGCCUCCUCCAGCUCCUCCGCCAGCAGCUCUAGCAGCAGCUCCUCCUCUGCCACCGGUGUGGACAAGGAAUUCCCUGAUGGCGAGCUUGACUGCGACACCUUCCCCUCUGAAUACGGUGCCGUUGCCCUCGACUACCUUGGCCUUGGCGGUUGGUCUGGUAUCCAGUACGUGACCAUCGUCGACGAGAUUGUCGACACCAUCGUUACCGGUGUCACCGGCGAUUCCUGCAUUUCCGGAGCCAUGUGCUCCUAUGCCUGCCCUGCCGGAUACCAGAAGUCCCAGUGGCCCAGUGCCCAGGGUUCUACCGGCCAGUCCGUUGGUGGUAUUGAGUGCAAGAACGGCAAGCUCCACCUUACCAACAAGUCUCUGUCCAAGAAGCUUUGCAUUGAGGGUGUCGGAGGUGUCCACGUGAAGAACACCAUGAGCGAGGAGGUCGCUGUUUGCCGUACCGACUACCCUGGUACCGAAUCCGAGACCAUCCCUCUCACUGUCUCUGCCAACAGCGAGCUCCACCCCCUGACUUGCCCCAACGGCGCCACCUACUACAAGUGGGAGAACCAGACCACUUCCGCUCAGUACUACGUUAACCCCAAGGGUGUUUCCACCGAGACUGGUUGCCAGUGGGGUAACGGCAGCUCUCCUAUCGGCAACUGGGCUCCUAUCAACCUUGGUGUCGGUUACAACGAUGGCAAGUGGCUUUCUCUGUUCCAGAACAGCCCUACCACCACCACCAAGCUUGACUUCAACGUGAAGAUCCAGGGUGACAACCUCAGCGGCUCUUGCAAGUAUGAGGAUGGUACCUUCUACUCCGAGUCUGGCUCCAACGACUCCGGUUGCACUGUUGAGGUUCUCUCCGGCUCCGCCACCUAUGUCUUCUACUAAGCUAGUCGAGGGCCCGACACCCACCCGCCGUGGCCGUACGAUUCGGUUCGCAUCCGCUGAUUUGAAUCGAACCCCGUCGGCUCGCAAAU
Molecule: messenger RNA, 1455 nt
Organism: Aspergillus costaricaensis CBS 115574
Lineage: Eukaryota; Fungi; Ascomycota; Eurotiomycetes; Eurotiales; Aspergillaceae
Gene: sun1
Product: SUN family protein UTH1
Exons: 4
Coding region: 89-1366 (425 amino acids)
Biological process (GO): fungal-type cell wall organization
Cellular component (GO): fungal-type cell wall; cell surface
Source: RefSeq, a predicted model, not a curated record